Molecule: messenger RNA, 2105 nt
Organism: Neltuma alba
Lineage: Eukaryota; Viridiplantae; Streptophyta; Magnoliopsida; Fabales; Fabaceae
Product: berberine bridge enzyme-like 28
Exons: 1
Coding region: 241-1845 (534 amino acids)
Molecular function (GO): oxidoreductase activity; FAD binding
Source: RefSeq, a predicted model, not a curated record
CAUGGCUCCAACAACCCCUGCGUGCAUUGAAUGAUAUAGCCACACAUUACCAUUUGGUCUUAAGUCGGCUUUCCAAGCAAUUCCUUAGCCCAGAAAAUAGAUUCAAGACUUUGUACUGGUAAAAUCUCUGUUCCAGCAGGCACGAGGAGUAAUCAGAUGCUACUGAGCUUCAAUUUAGGCAGCCAGCUGUGUAUAAAUAAGAAAAGUAGCUAAUCUCAUCAUACGUGAACCAAAUCCAAAAUGAAGCCUCCAAACUCUUGCGUUUCUGUUGCUUUUGUUGUUUUAAUUUCGUUUGCGCUGCAAUCAUCAUCAUCCUCUCAUGAAGACUUCCUCCAAUGUCUUUACCUUCAUUCCCCAAACGCCACCUCUUUCUCUAAGCUCGUCUUCACCACAACCAACUCCUCUUACUCAUCCCUUUUACACUUUUCCAUUCACAAUCUCAGAUUCUCAUCCGACACAACUCCCAAACCCCUUGUCAUAGUCACGCCUCUCCGACCAUCUCAUAUUCAAGCUUCCAUCUUUUGCUCCCAACGUCAUGGAUUACAGAUUCGAACCAGAAGUGGCGGCCACGACUAUGAGGGCCUCUCCUACGUCUCCCACCACCUUCCGUUCAUCGUCCUCGAUCUCAUCAACCUUAACUCAGUCCAGGUGGACCGACACAGUGCUACUGCAUGGGUCCAAUCUGGGGCUACUGUUGGUCAAGUUUACUACCAGAUUGCCCAGAAAACUAAAUCCCUGGCCUUCCCUGCGGGUGUGUGCACCACUAUGGGUGUCGGUGGCCACUUUAGCGGAGGAGGUUAUGGCUUCUUGAUGCGCAAAUAUGGUCUUGCUGCUGAUAAUAUAAUUGAUGCCCAUAUAAUUGAUGCAAAAGGAAGGCUUCUUGAUAGAGAAUCCAUGGGCGAAGACCUGUUUUGGGCCAUCAGAGGAGGAGGUGGAGCCAGCUUCGGAGUUAUUACUGCGUGGAAGAUAAGGUUAGUUUCUGUACCGCCAAGCGUGACGGUUUUCAGAAUUCCAAGGACAUUAGAACAAAAUGCGACCAAGCUUGUUCACAUCUGGCAAUCUGUCGGAAGCAAGCUUGAUAAGGACCUGUUCAUCAGGGUCAUAUUGCAGAGGGUGAAUGUGAACAACAGGACAACCAUACAAGCUUCAUUUGAGUCUAUGUUUUUGGGAAGUGUAGGAAAGCUGCUUCCUUUGAUGCAGGACAUGUUCCCCGAACUGGGCUUGGUGAGGGAAGAUUGUGUUGAGAUGAGCUGGAUUGAUUCAAUCCUUUACUUUGCCAAUUUCUCAAGUGGUUCCCCUCUUGAAGUUUUGCUCAACAGAACUGAUCUAACUAAUGGUCUGUUUUUCAAGGCGAAAUCGGAUUAUGUGAGAAAAGCCAUUCCAGAAGAUGGUUUAGAAGGGAUAUGGACAAUGUUUUAUGAACAAGAAGCAGAGUUUGCCAUUAUGAUACUAAAUCCUUAUGGAGGAAGAAUGGAUGAGAUUCCGGAGGAUGAGAUUCCAUUCCCGCAUAGAUUCGGGAACCUGUACAAAAUUCAACAUGAGGUGUACUGGCUGGAGGAAGGGAAUGAAGCAGAAGAAAGGCAUAUUAAUUGGAUUAGAAGAUUAUAUGCUUAUAUGGCACCAUUUGUUUCCAAGUCUCCCAGAGCCGCAUAUCUGAAUUACAGAGAUCUUGAUAUAGGGGUCAAUAACAACAAUGGUCAUACCGGCUACGACGAAGCCAGCAUUUGGGGAUCCAAAUAUUUCAAAAACAACUUCAAGAGGCUGGCAGACGUGAAGACUAACGUUGAUCCUCUUAACUUCUUCAGGAACGAGCAAAGCAUACCUUCUUUAAUACCCAGCCACUAGAGGGUAUAUCACAUUGCAUGCUGGCUCCAUUGAGCACUAAUCCCUGGACCAUCAUGUGUUUAAUUAGUGAGAUUAUUAGUUUUACCUUCUUACUGCCAUUUUGAUUUUUCCGUAAUUGCAUUCCGUCUGUGUCACCACCAUUUGUCUCUGUUUUACCUUGGUUCCAUAAUAUUGUUAGUUACAUUUGACCAAAAUGAUUAGGCUCAUGGAAUUUUGCGUGUUAAUAUUCUAGAUUUACCUUAAUGGAGAUUUUGAGUUGA